Messenger RNA from Monodelphis domestica (gray short-tailed opossum), 949 nucleotides. RefSeq names its product olfactory receptor 5B2-like. NCBI's taxonomy places the organism in Eukaryota, Metazoa, Chordata, Mammalia, Didelphimorphia, Didelphidae. Gene Ontology annotation, molecular function: olfactory receptor activity; G protein-coupled receptor activity. Gene Ontology annotation, biological process: G protein-coupled receptor signaling pathway. The record is from RefSeq and is a predicted model, not a curated record. Gene Ontology annotation, cellular component: membrane.
UAGCUCCCAAAUGGCAUCUAUGGAGAACAGGACAUAUGUAAAUGAGUUCAUCCUUUUGGGAUUAACAGAUGCUACAGAGGUACAAGUACCCUUUUUCAUUCUGUUCACCCUCAUCUACCUCAUCACCCUUGUGGGGAACCUGGGCAUGAUAGCCUUGAUCUCCUGUGACUCCCGUCUCCAUACUCCCAUGUACUUUUUCCUCAGUAACCUCUCUCUGGUGGAUUUUGGUUACUCCUCAGUUAUUACACCCAAGGUGAUGACUGGGUUUCUCCAAGAGAAUAAGGUUAUCUCUUACAACGGAUGUGCUGCACAGUUGUUCUUUUUUGUAGCCUUUGGGUCCAUUGAAAAUUAUCUCUUGGCCAUCAUGGCCUAUGAUCGCCAUGCAGCUGUGUGUAGACCCUUACAUUACACGACCAUCAUGACAUCAAGUGUGUGUGCUGGCCUGGCCAUUGGUUCCUAUAUCUGUGGCUUUCUGCAUUCUACCAUCCAUACCAUAGACACCUUUAGCCUGUCCUUUUGUAGAUCCAAUGUGAUCCAUCACUUCUUCUGUGACAUCCCCCCACUACUGGCUCUCUCCUGUUCUGAUACCCACAUGAUUCAGUGGGUGGUCUUUAUAAUAGGAGGUUUCAGUGUAUUUUGUGCACUCUUAGUCAUCAUGAUGUCCUAUCUGUUCAUUUUUAUAACCAUCCUGAGCAUCCACUCUGCUGAGGGUCGUCAGAAAGCCUUCUCCACCUGUGCCUCCCACCUAUCAGCAGUGUGCAUAUUGUAUGGGACCAUCAUUUUCAUGUACUUCCAUCCUAAUUCUAGUCAUCACAUAAAUAUAGACAAAAUGGUGUCAGUGUUCUACACCAUGGUCAUUCCCAUGUUGAAUCCUGUAGUCUAUAGCUUGAGAAAUAAAGAGGUCAAGAAUGCUUUUAGGAAAGCUAUGAGAGGGCAAAGAGUUUCUUAG